AUGAAGAGUGUCUGUACUAAUAAAUAUUUACAUGUUACAGUAUUGUUAUCUAUUAGAGAAGCUAAUUCCUUACAACAAAGAUCUUUACAUACCAUUUUGAAGUUUGGUGUAGUGAAAGAGGAACAAGAAGAGAACUGUGAUAAAGGAACAGAAAAAACUGAGAACAUCUUUGUCACAGUGAAAACAGAGCAGCAUCAUGACCUACCAAAAGAUGAGGUCAUUUCAAAGUUCAGUGUCAGCAAUGAUGAUGAUUUGGAUAAUUCAAAAUAUAGUGUUAUCAAUGUGAAAACAGAAACUGAAUUCCAACAAGAUUUACAAUGUAGUGAAUCUAGGUUGGAAAGUACAUCUGAUAUAAAGACCAGUGUGAACAUCUGUUGUGGAAGCCAUUUUCCUGGUUAUCAUCUAUUAAAACAAGAAGAUCCAUUUAAAGAAGUUAUGAAAUCUUCAAAAUUAAACAGUGAUGUUUGUGGAAAAACAAAUUUAAAUGGAAGUAACAUAAAACAAACUAAUAUACAUGAGGGUGAUGAUAAACCAUACAGUUAUGUAACAUGUGGAAAGGAAAGUGUAACAUUGGAUAACGUAAAACAACACAAGAUAAUAACGUAUGGAAAGAAACUGUACAGAUGUGAAGUUAGUAGUGAACAUUUGAAUUUUAGUAGUGAUGUAAAAAAACAUAAAAAAACACAUAUUGGGGAGAAACCAUAUAGUUGUGCAACUUGUGGAAAAGACUUUAGAAAAAAUUGGGACUUAAAAAUACAUCAAAAAAUACAUACUGGGGAGAAACUUUACAGUUGUAACAUUUGUGGAAAACAACUUAGAACUAACUCUAGCUUGAAAGUUCAUGAACGAAUACAUACCGGGGAGAGACCCUACAUUUGUGCAGUAUGUGGUAAACAGUUUAGAACAAAUUAUGCAUUAAAAUAUCAUAAAAAAACACAUACUGGGGAGAAACCUUACACUUGUGCAGUAUGUCAUAAACAGUUUAGAACAAAUUAUUCAUUAAAAUAUCAUAAAAAAAUACAUACUGGGGAGAAACCUUACUGUUGUGUAGUAUGUGAUAAAAAGUUUAGAACAAGUGGUGGAUUAAGGUAUCAUAAAAAAAUACAUACUGGAGAGAAACCUUACAGUUGUGACGUUUGUGGAAAACAGUUUAGAAGUAACACUAGCUUAAAAGAACAUGAAAGAAUACAUACUGGGGAGAGACCCUACAGUUGUGUAGUAUGUGGUAAACAGUUUAGGACAAGUAAUACAGUAAAAUAUCAUGAAAGAAUACAUACUGGGGAGAAACCUUACUGUUGUACAAUUUGUGGAAAAGAUUUUAAAUCAACUUGUAACUUAAUGACACAUCAAAAAAAACACUGUGGAAAAACCUUAUUGUUGUGCAGUUUGUGAAAAGAAGUUUUGAACAAGUAAUGAAUUAAAACAACAUGAAAGAAGACAUAUUGAGGAGAAACCUUACUGUUGUGAUGUUUGUGGAAAAGACUUUAAAACAAAUGCCGAACUAAAACAACAUCAAAGAAUACAUACUGGGGAGAAACCUUUCAGUUGUACAAUUUGUGGAAAACAGUUUCCAGC
This is a messenger RNA of Limulus polyphemus (Atlantic horseshoe crab), 1575 nucleotides long. Its product is annotated as zinc finger protein 664-like. The transcript has 4 exons. Gene Ontology annotation, biological process: regulation of transcription by RNA polymerase II. The coding region runs from base 1 to 1392 and encodes 463 amino acids. Gene Ontology annotation, cellular component: nucleus. The record is from RefSeq and is a predicted model, not a curated record. Lineage: Eukaryota; Metazoa; Arthropoda; Merostomata; Xiphosura; Limulidae. Gene Ontology annotation, molecular function: RNA polymerase II transcription regulatory region sequence-specific DNA binding; DNA-binding transcription factor activity, RNA polymerase II-specific.